This is a messenger RNA of Lodderomyces jiufengensis, 1779 nucleotides long. RefSeq lists its product as uncharacterized. Lineage: Eukaryota; Fungi; Ascomycota; Pichiomycetes; Serinales; Debaryomycetaceae. The transcript has a single exon. The coding region runs from base 1 to 1779 and encodes 592 amino acids. Gene Ontology annotation, cellular component: mitochondrial inner membrane. Gene Ontology annotation, biological process: mitochondrial respiratory chain complex III assembly. The record is from RefSeq and is a predicted model, not a curated record.
AUGAUUAGAUCAAAUUUGAGACAUUUCAGAAGGUUCAAGUCUGACAAGUUCUCUUCAAUUGAAGAGUUUAACAAGAAGAAGACAAAAUAUUCAUAUGGUUAUAAUUUUGACUCAUUGAAAGAUAUAGAUGAAUCUAUUCAACCACCAAAACCAGAACCAAAAGAUGAUCUGAUGGAUAUAAAUCAAGUACUAGAAAAGGAUCCCAGAUUGCUCAAGUUGAAACCUGGAUCUCAUGAAUAUCGUGAAACUUUACAUCAACUACAUCAAGAAUUUCUUAUAAAUUCCAAGAAACAACACAAGAGGUUUGAGUUUAAUGAAAGAAUGAAAGGGGUGUUUUUUGGAUUAGUUGCAUUGAUUGGAGUUGUUUCUGCACAUCAAAUAUUCAUGAAUCGUAAAUCUAUUAAGAACAGAUUAUUAAUGAAUUAUAAAUAUGGUGAUGUAAUUGAUGAACCACCAAAACCUGUUAAGAAUGUUAAAAGUACAAAACAUUUAUUAGAAAAGUUAGAAAAAGAAUUAAGUGAUGUAAAUUUAGCUAAUAUGAAAAGUAGUCAAGAGCCAGGAGUUUAUUACUUUGGGGAUAAUGUUAAAAUACCAGUUAGAAUACCAGAAUUUGAUGGCGUAUAUAUAAAAGAUGCCUAUGUUGAAAGAAAUAACAUCAUUGCUAUAACGGAUAAAGGAAAAGUGUUACAAUGGCAAAAGGGAUCAUUAAAGCAACUUGAGUUACCUAAUAAUGUCAUCAAAAUUGCGCCAACGAAAGAUAAUUACUACUUUUUAACCAGUAGUGGUGAGAUAUUGUAUAUUCCAAGAAAAAUUGAUACUGGAUUUAUACCUAUGUUAAAAAGGAACUGGUUUGGCAUGUUGAAAAUCCAACUGUUUAGUAAAGUUCAAAACGUAAGCAAUAUAAGUCAGGUAUGUUCAGGAGUUGAUCAUUUAUUAUUAUUGAAUAAAACAGGUCAAGUUUCAGUUAUAAAUACAUCUAAAAACCCUACGAAUUAUGGUCAAUAUGGUCCUACUUAUUCACCAUUUGACAAAAAGAAAAUUCCAAUCAAUGAAAUAAUUGAUUUACCGAUUUUGAAUUAUCAAUUGGAUAGUACUGGGGCACUUGUUGAAAGAAAAUUCGAUUCUAUAGCUAGUGGUGAUUAUUAUAAUAUAAUUAGUGAGAAAAAUUCGGUUUGGAGUUGGGGUGAUAAUAAAUUUGGUCAAUGUGGUAUAAAUAAUAGUAUAACUACCAUACCAAUUCCUAAAGAAGUUUUCAAUAAAAAAGAUCUUAAAAGAAUUUUGAAAACUAAAAUUUAUGAACCAUUAAAAGUAUUUGCUGGUCCAUCGACAUCAUACUUAUUACUUGAUAAUCAAUAUCUAUUGGCAUUUGGAAGUGGUAUAAAUGGAGAAUUGGGUAGUGGUAGAUAUCUUCAAGUAUGCUCAUAUCCAGAAAUAGUCAAAGGACAAUGGAGUAGUCAAGAGUUUGAUGAGAAAACAAACUCCGUUAAACCAAUUGGUAUAAAAGAGAUAUCAGUAGGGAAUCAUCACUUACUUGUACAAAUAAAUUCAGGUGAUAUUCUUGCUACCGGAUCCAAUGAUUUUGGUCAAUUAGGUAAUGGUAAGAAAAUCAAAAGUUGUAAAACUGUAAAUAUUCCAAAAUUAUUAGAACCUGAAGAUGGUAAAGAUAAAUUAAAACUUGCUCAAAUUAUAAACGAUACAACGACAAAGAGAUUGCAGUUACAAAACCACCAGAAAUUUUUAGCUGGAAAUGAUGCGUCUAUAAUAUACUCAUGUAAAUAA